Molecule: messenger RNA, 884 nt
Organism: Nelumbo nucifera (sacred lotus)
Lineage: Eukaryota; Viridiplantae; Streptophyta; Magnoliopsida; Proteales; Nelumbonaceae
Source: RefSeq, a predicted model, not a curated record
CGAUUCUUCAGCUGCUCAAGCUGGAGUCAUUUGGGAGCUGUAUCCGUAAUCCGCCCGUCUGUCUCUCGGUCGGCAUCCUAGAUAGAUAGAACAAAAGGUUGCGAAGGAGUCGUCGCGCGUCCGUUCUACUCCCAUCACGCCCCAAUGUCAGCCGGAUCCGAUCAAAAACUUGCGACAGAUACACCCAUCACAACUGAGCGAUCUCUGACUUCCAUCCAGGGAAAAGAUGCAAUGAAUCCAAAGGUGGAGACCUCCACUUCUGGUUCUGGGGCGCGCUUAUCCUGCACCACAUGCUUCGACUCUCUUUGGUUUUGCUACUCUCCAGUUCACCAGAUGCAGCAAUACUAUAGGCUGGGAGUACUUGAUAACUGUUCUGAGAAGUGGAAUGCUCUUUUUGAUUGUUUCAAUCUGAAAACAAAACGAUCAUCUGAAAUGCAAGAAAUUCUGGAAACUCGUCAGAAAACCAAACCUCACAUUUGGUCUUUUCGCACAGCAGAAGAAGCAUCAUCUCAUUGGAAAGAGUUGUUCGGCCAUAUAAAUGACCCAGAAUGACUAAAAUUUCCUGCUGCUUUUCAAAUGCAGAAGAUGGUGUGCCCGUCUCAAUUUUGUAUUCAAUUUUCAUGGAUUUCACUCCACGGUAAUGCCCCAAAAAUAGGGGGGAACCGGGAAAUAUUCAAAUAUAGUAGAAAGAACAAGAACCCAAGUUAACCUGGUUUGCAGAUUAACUAACCAGAGUGACUUCUCUCAUGUUUUACAGUUUUAGGUUGGGGUAGAGGUUAGCGAACUCACCCACAUGGAGGUGAUCUAAAAAAGGGGUCUUGAUUCUGUAUCCAUCACUUUAAUUAUCACUUUGCAGCUUUAUUACUUAUUCCUUUAUUUAUUUA